AUGGCCUUCAUCUUCACAUGCGGAACUCAUACUUUCCAGUCCUUACUCGCCGGAUAUGAGAACAUCACAGUACAAUGCCAGAACUGUGGUAACUGGAGUGGGAAAGUGUCUAAGAGAUGGGAAUGGUUCACGUUCUGUUUCGUCCCCAUCAUCCCCUUCUCCCUCAAACCCUGGCAUUGCGUGAACUGCCACAUCUGCCACUUCCAACAAGACCUCAAAUACCGCCCCGACGUACAACAACAAAUGAACAACCCAGGUCAAGCAGGACAACAGCAAAUCCCCAUGCAAAACGGUCCUCCA
Messenger RNA from Pseudocercospora fijiensis CIRAD86, 300 nucleotides. RefSeq lists its product as uncharacterized. The annotation marks the transcript as partial. Lineage: Eukaryota; Fungi; Ascomycota; Dothideomycetes; Mycosphaerellales; Mycosphaerellaceae. The record is from RefSeq and is a predicted model, not a curated record. The transcript is spliced from 3 exons.